Ciona intestinalis (vase tunicate) is the source of this 966-nucleotide messenger RNA. The record is from RefSeq. Lineage: Eukaryota; Metazoa; Chordata; Ascidiacea; Phlebobranchia; Cionidae.
CGAUGACGUCAUUACAGUACGAACAAGUUUCUCGAACCUUCUCAACCAACAAGGUGAACUCGCGAAAACGUCGAUCUGAUGACGUCACAAUAAGCGUCGCAAAGAAACGUCGUUCGAAUUCUGCUGGGAAAGAACGCGAUCGACUUCAUGUAUUUAACCCAGCACUAGAGACGCUACAGAGCGUAAUACCUGUUCGUUUAACAGAGCAGAGAAAACUCCACAAGAAACAAACACUCCAGUUGGCGAUCCGUUACAUCAAUUUCCUCCGUGGCUGUUUGGAUGGUACACGAGAUUGGAAGGAAAGAAACAGAUUUUGGUGUCGAACUCAGGAUGAGAUGGUCAUCGACGCUAUCGAUCAAGCCGCUGCUGGACAUAACGUUCAUUGUGAUGUGACGUCACCACAGAUGACGUCACCAGAAAGUGAGUCACCUCCACCACCAUCAGGAUCUUAUACACAGAUCAACUACGAAACAGUUCAGCCUUUCAUUAUGGAUCACAAUCAGGAUUGUUCACCUCAGUUACGUCACUGGAACGAAGAAAGCCCGUGUUGUGACGUCACAUAUCCCUUGGAAACAACGUCAAUUCAAAAUCUACAAAACUAUGACCAACUCUAUUCUCAAUACGACCCAACUACGUCAUUCCUGACGUCAUACUUCCAACACAACAGUAUUCCUCAAGAUGACGUAAUGAAAUCAAACAUUGCGAACUUACCAGUACUUGACCCACAUAACUUAAUAGAAAACCCAUCUUCAAAUUACGACAUACCCAAUAACUGUAAUGGAAACCCACCCUUAAAUAAGCUCGACUGUGCACAGCAGACUGUAGCGAGCUCAACUUUAUUUGCGGACCUCGAAGAAAUUUUGUCUUCACCAGAAAACAAUUGUUAUCUUCCUGAAAGUCCUGAGAGCGGUUAUUACUCGUAGUCGUGUUUGUUCGUGUUGUAAAUAAAUUUAAUUUAAUACUGCA